This is a messenger RNA of Harmonia axyridis, 1826 nucleotides long. RefSeq names its product TWiK family of potassium channels protein 7 (gene sand). Gene Ontology annotation, cellular component: membrane. The record is from RefSeq and is a predicted model, not a curated record. The coding region runs from base 367 to 1527 and encodes 386 amino acids. Gene Ontology annotation, molecular function: potassium ion leak channel activity. Gene Ontology annotation, biological process: potassium ion transmembrane transport; stabilization of membrane potential. Lineage: Eukaryota; Metazoa; Arthropoda; Insecta; Coleoptera; Coccinellidae. The transcript is spliced from 7 exons.
AAUUAAGUUAUCUGUGAAUUUUCGGCAACCCAAACAUUGAAGGCAAUAAUGCCCAGAUGUAUCGGUAUUUCGGGAUUAUAAGUGGAAAAAGAGUGCACCGCAUGUAAACAUACACCUUAACCAUCAGCCAAAAUCAAUAUUUCCUUCUCCCACAUCCAUUGUACUGAAAUCUUAAGUUCCGAAGCUAAUGAAGGAUGGUAUUUAUAUCGGACGCUAUUUUAGUUCCAUCGCGGUUUCGGACGUGGUAGCGCAGUCUGGUUUCACAAUGAAAGCCAAAAGGAGAUGAGCCGAUUUCCAGUGGAAAAAGUGGCCGCUGACAGAGAUGAGAAACGGUCCAGAAUACCGAGAUGAAUCAUCGCCGGUGAGAUGGAAAGAAAACGGUCGGUCAGGAGGCAGAGGAGGUACGAGAGGUCGUUCGGCAAGAGAUGCAAGGAAUUCUUCAGGUCACUAGUGGCCUUCCUAUUCAGCAACGUCGGUAUUAUCGGUCUAGUGGUGGGCUACACGAUGGGAGGUGCUUUUAUGUUCAGAGCAUUAGAGAAGGAUUAUCACCUACAGGUGAAAACAGACGUGGCUAAUGCAGAAAAAGUCGCAGUGGUAGAAAUCUGGAACAAAACUCUAACUAUGAACCCUUUCACAGAGGAGGAGUAUAGAAAGAUGUUAGAAGGACAACUGAUGAAGUUUCAGAAGAGUAUAGUUCUUUCUGUCCGCAGAGGAUACGACGGUUCGAAGUUGUCUUACUCGGAGCAAUGGAGUAUUGCUGGAGCCUUCUUGUAUUCCCUCACAGUUAUUACUACCAUAGGUUAUGGGAACAUUACGCCGCAUACAAUGGGUGGCCAGAUUAUGACAAUAUUUUAUGCAAUCAUUGGAAUGCCUCUUUUUCUUCUUUAUCUUUCGAACAUCGGCGACAUCAUGGCAAAAUCUUUCAAGUGGAUCUAUGCCAAUGUGUGCCUAUGCAGGUGGUGUCCAGGUGUAGCCACAAGGAGAGCGGAAAGGAAGAAGAGAGCCUCUAGAAUGAUGUAUUAUUCUUAUGAGGAGGAAUCAUAUGGUUCGGAACAGCAUAUGCAAAUGGAAGACGCGAAGUCCCAAAGAGGGCUUUCCCACGCACCAAGUGAAACAACCGAAACAGGAGACGACGAAGAAAGCGAAACGUCAUCCGACGUGCAAUCUGUUACCGUUCCCAUAACAGUUUGCUUGAUGAUCAUGGUGGGCUAUAUCUGCUUCGGAGGCUUCCUUUUCUGCAAAUGGGAAGACUGGAAGUUCUUGGAAGCGGUCUACUUCUGUUUCAUUUCAUUGAGCACUAUUGGUUUUGGAGACCUUGUUCCUGGCGACAAAAUAAUAGGUCACAGCGACGUAGAUGAGGUGCUCGUCGACGAGGUCUUCGAACUACGUUUCGUGUUCUGCGCUGCAUAUCUUAUGCUGGGUAUGGCACUGAUAGCUAUGUGUUUCAAUCUGAUGCAGGAGGAAGUGAUCCACAAAAUACGAACGGCUGUCAAAACAUUCAAAUACAUAUUUCGUUGUAACAGGUAACGAAUGCCCUGCCGGCUUCCGGAGCAUGAAGCUAAUUUAACAUUUCUUCUCCGGACGGGCGGAGGGCAUCCACCCGGGCGAGCGGAUUAUGCGUCAUGAUAACUGGCAGAUCGACAUGAAAAAUGGAGGGAAGAAAUGGGGAGGAAGGAGAGCGCUCCUAAUUGAAGAGGUUUCAAUAAAAAAAGGGGUGAAGCAGAAUUGAGGUUCGGCCUUGAGAGAGUUAUAUUAUUUUAUUUCGAUAGCGUCGGGAGGAUUGUGUUUUUUGUUAUCUUGUUUGUAAUAUACUCUUUUUCACAUUA